This is a messenger RNA of Hermetia illucens (black soldier fly), 958 nucleotides long. RefSeq lists its product as uncharacterized. The record is from RefSeq and is a predicted model, not a curated record. The coding region runs from base 173 to 742 and encodes 189 amino acids. Lineage: Eukaryota; Metazoa; Arthropoda; Insecta; Diptera; Stratiomyidae. The transcript has 2 exons.
CAGCUCGUGUCCUGUGUACUGGGGUGUAUAUUUAAUACUAUAACUCAAAAAAACAUACAAUAGCAAUUAAGUUAAAUUUAUUGAUGUUAAUAAAAACUUAAAGAUACGAACCGCUGUAACAACUAUAAUCGAGUUCGUUGACACUUAUUAGGCGGGAAUACCUUUCAGAACCAUGGAAGUCCUUUUAAAAGAGAACCAACCCGUAUACUGCGAUUUUUAUAAAAACUUGUUAGUAGAAGAACUGUCACUUUGCGAGUACCCACACUUAUUACACUAUGGAAAAUGUUCAGUCAUCGGAAUUACUACUUGCGGCGAUUCUGGGUUAUACUCUUUGAAAAAUAUAAGGAUGAACUGCAUCGAUAGGCAACUACAGAUCCCAAACGGUACCACUGGAAUAGUAUUGCUCGAUACGUUAGUAUCUGGGAAAAUUCCUGUAAAUAGAUAUUGUGAAGUAUUCGGUGAGGCUGUCCUGUAUGACACUAUCGAUGAUGAGGCAAAUAUUCUCCCGAAAACUUCAAAAGAUCUCAUGGUUGAACUGUUGGCCUUGGAAGCAACCAAUUCAUCCGACUACUUAAAUUCAGCAUAUACGGAGCUGGCAAAGCGAUACUUACCUGCAAUCCGAGUGGACUCUUUUAAUAUUAUUGAGCAAGCUAGUGAGCUGAUUGAAUGUAAUUUGAUGUUGAGGUGCCUGAAAAUGGACCGAAGGUGGAGGAUGAAUCCUAAGUCGGAAAAUGCUAGCUAAUUUUUUCGAAUAACGUCAGUCAAUCAUACGAUUCAAAUAUAGAGCUGUGAUGGCGGUCCCUUAAGACUUUUUUUACAAUUAUAGUUUUUUUUGGGAUCUCUUUUAUUACAUUUAUAAAAACCCAUUUGUUAUGUACACAGUUGUGUGUGUCGUAUAUAAUAGCCAAGAAUUUGCAAAUAAAUUACCUUUAUAGAAUUUGCAUUGCGCAAAUGAUAC